Messenger RNA from Polyodon spathula (Mississippi paddlefish), 1315 nucleotides. RefSeq names its product myomesin-3-like. Bases 116 to 1315 code for a protein of 399 amino acids. Lineage: Eukaryota; Metazoa; Chordata; Actinopteri; Acipenseriformes; Polyodontidae. Gene Ontology annotation, molecular function: protein binding. The record is from RefSeq and is a predicted model, not a curated record. The transcript is spliced from 11 exons.
UGAGAGCUGGCUGUCGAGGAGCUUUGUCCUUUGUCAGUCCCGAGGACAGUGAGUUUUCCGUGUGUUCUCCUCUCCCUGGGAUUUCACGCAUUACUUUCUAAGGUGCAGCUUUGCCAUGGCCACAAAAACACUGGUUUUUCGUAGCCAAGAAGAGCACUCUGAUCAAAGGUUUCAGAGCCUGAGAACAGCUUCCAAGACUACAAAGAGGAAAUUUAAGUCAAGUGAGGAAGAUGUUGUUGGCCAGGACUCCUUUCCCUUUGUGUCCCCCGAAGUUCUGUCUGUGAAAGAAUUCCUGAACCUUGACCCCGCAGCUGCUAAGAAAUCCUGGACUGUGGAAAAACAGAUUGCUGUCACAGAGGAGCAGCUGGAGAUGGAGAAGAGGACACUAUUUGGCAACGAGAUGGAGAAGCUGGAAGUCGAAGUGAUCGAGACUAACAAAGUCUUGAGGGUCAGGGCCGACAAGAAUGCACUGCGUAAAAGGGCUGAGGAGAAGUCUUUGCAGCUGCAGAAGACCUUUGAGGAACGAGAGAGACGCACUCCUGAGGUCCUGUUCCCUCUGAGGCACCACACUGUCUGGGAAGGAAUGGGAGUGAAGCUGUCCUGCACCUUUCAGGGCUGUCCCAAACCAGAGAUCAAAUGGUACAAGGAUGGAGUUCUGCUACAAACCUCUUCUCACCCCGGCAAGUAUAAAAUUCAAAGCAGGUUUGGCCACAACACACUAGACAUCAGCAGGUGCACAGUUGCGGAUUCUGCUGAAUACAAAGUCAUCGCCACAAACAAACUGGGAGAAGCCUCUUCCUUUGCUACCCUUCUUGUUAACUCGUAUCGAGGUGUACAGUCAGGAUGUGACGUCACAAAAAGCACAAUUUUUGUCUCCGAGAUGGAAGCAGACUUUGACCAAGCCUUAAAGCCGUCCUUCCCAAGAGAGGGAGAGUCGCUCGCUCUCUCCUGCAGGUUUUCUUCAGAUUUGCUAUCAUAUCAGCGAGCCCUCCUAUGGUUUAAAGAUGGCAUUCCACUCCAGGAGUCCCAAUGCAGGCAGCUGCACACUGGGUCUCGCUCAGCCACCCUGACGAUAAAUCAGGUUUAUAAGGAGGACGAGGGCUUGUACAGCAUCCUUCUGCCGACUCUCACCGGAGUCAAGCAGCAAAGCGCAUAUGUCUUUGUCAGAGACGCAGCAGCUGCUGUCGCGGGCGCGCCAGGGUCCCCUCUGGACGUGGAGUGCAGUGACAUUAAUAAAGAUUAUGUCUUCCUUACCUGGAAACCACCGAGUGCAGAUGGAGGGAGCCCUGUGGUGGGGUAUUUCAUUGACAGGUAG